Bursaphelenchus xylophilus (pine wood nematode) is the source of this 681-nucleotide messenger RNA. The record is from the annotation of a GenBank genome assembly. NCBI's taxonomy places the organism in Eukaryota, Metazoa, Nematoda, Chromadorea, Rhabditida, Aphelenchoididae.
AUGAAUAUAUUACCGAAGAAGAAAUGGCAUGUCCGAACCAAGGAGAACAUGGCCAGAGUCCGCAGGGACGAGGCCGCGGCCGCCGAAGCCGAGCAGUCUAGACUGGAAAGAGUCAGAUUGGCUGAACAUGAGAGGAGAUUGGAACUACUGAAGGCUAAACAAUCAGAUCCAUUUAAAUCUGGGAGAGAUAAAGAGGAAGGAGAAGAUACAAAAGAGAUUCAACCAUCUUCUUCUGGACACAUAAAUUUCUUUGAAGAACUAGAACAACAAGAAAGAAGUAAUAUGGCUAGUGGAAAUAAGGAAUAUCAAGCCGAGAAAAAGGCCGAGCAACAUGCUUGGGAAAGCAAGAUGGGUAAACUAAUCAUAUCAAGUGUGUAAUUCUUGUUAUUUAUAGGGAUCAUGAAAAAGUUUGCGGAGGAUACGAUGGAGAUUUCUGGAGAAAAGAAUUGGUGGGAGAAGAUCGAGAGAAUAAAACCAGAAGUAAAAGAAAAGAACGUAACGGAAAAGAAGAUGAAUAAGAAAGAGAAAAAACAUAAGAAACGAAAACGGAGAAGAUCCUCAUCAGAAGAGGAAGAGGACUCAGCCGAAGCUAAGAAAAAACGGAUUGAAGCCCUCAGGGCAGAGAGAUUACAAAGAGAAGCCGAGGAGAAAAGAAGGGAGGCCAAACUCAUUAAACGAUAA